Messenger RNA from Sapajus apella (tufted capuchin), 1697 nucleotides. RefSeq names its product coiled-coil domain-containing protein 61-like. The annotation marks the transcript as partial. The record is from RefSeq and is a predicted model, not a curated record. The transcript has 5 exons. Lineage: Eukaryota; Metazoa; Chordata; Mammalia; Primates; Cebidae.
UUAUUUUUGUAGAGACAGGGUUUUGCUGUAUUGGCCAGGUUGGUCUUGAACUCCUGGCUUCAAGUGAUCCACCUGCCUUGGCCUCUACAGUGGUGAGAUUAUAGGCAUAAGCCACUUUGUCCAUCCAGAGAGGUCCAAUUUCUGUUCAUUUCCCCCUUCCCCAUAAAUAAUCCUUUCCCCCACCACAGAUGUUGGUUUAUUCUAUUAUAUAAUUUUGAAAAUACAAACAUAUAAUUUAUAGUUCCAGUUUCUUUUACAUAAAGGGAGAUACUGGAGAUGCUGUCUGCCCUGGGCUGUGUUGUGGCAGUCACUUGGUGACGGGUUAUAGAGAUCGUUUUAUAGUUUUGUGGUACUCAAUUGAGUAGAUGUGUUAGAAUUUCAGCUGGUUCUCUUUUGAUGUCCAUUUUGGUUAUUUCCACUCUCGUUAUUACAGAUUGUACUGCAAUGAAUAGCCUUGUGCAUACAUUUUCUCCAGGAAGGGUUUUGAGCAUGGUGGUAACCCGUUCAAGUUUGUACUGUAGAGGAUUUCGUGACUGGGAGACAGCGAGAGUGGCCUGGCGAGGUGGGAGGAGGAGGCUUUCAGGGUGUGGACAGGUUGAUGAAAUCGUUUAGAAUUGGAACUCACGUGGCUGUGUUCCCACUCCUUCACCUGCAUCAGGGGUGUGUGUGUGUGUGUGUGUGUGUGUGUCUGUCUGUCUGUCUGUCUGUGCGUGGUGGGGUCAUGUCCUCUUCGUGGGAUAGAUGGAGGCGAUGUGACCAUAUCCCUCCUUACACGUCGGAGGGGAGAUAAUAGGACCCUGCCCUCCCCAUGGGGGCAGUUGAGAGUGAUGGAACCGCGUUCCCUCUUCGUGGGGACGUCCACCCCUAUGGAGUAGUUGUUAAUGGGGCCAUGCCUCUCUCCCCAGCGCUCUCUCCCUGUCUUCCCCAGGGUGUCGCGCCUGGCUUCCGAGAAGCGGGAGCUGGAGGAGCAGCUGAGCCGAUCGCGCGAGGAAGCGCUGGCUGGGCGCGUGGCCUGCCAGGAGGCCGAGGGACUGCGUGGGUUGGUGCGUGGGCUGGAGCUGGAGCUGCGGCAGGAACGCGGCCUUGGGCACAGGGUGGCUGGCCGCCGAGGCCAGGACUGCCGCCGCCUGGCCAAGGAGCUUGAGGAGGCGAAGGCAUCCGAGCGGAGCCUGCGCGCCCGGCUGAAGACGCUGACCACUGAGCUGGCCUUGUACAAGAGGGGGAGGCGGACUCCGCCGGUGCAGCCGCCCCCGGCGCGGGAGGACCGGGCCCUGUCGUCCCGGGAGCGCUCCACGUCGCGAGGCCGCGGCGCCGCGCGCUCCUCAUCCCGGGAGAGCGUCCGCGGGAGCCGGGGUCGGGGCCGACCCGCGCGCCCCUCGCCCUCGCCCACAGGUGGUCGCGCGCUCCGCUUCGACCCCACGGCCUUUGUGAAAGCCAAGGAAAGGAAACAGAGAGAGAUCAAGAUGAAGCAGCAGCAGCGGAACCGAUUAGGCAGUGGAGGAAGCGGGGACGGGACGUCCGUCUCCUGGCCUCGCCAGACCCGGCCCCCUGCUGCAGUGACUGGACGAGGGGACGCCCCUAACCGCUCGCGAAACCGCAGCUCCUCAGGUAACCGGCCUGGAGCUCAGGGCCUGGGGCUCGGGGUCGACGGGCUGGGCGGGACUGGGCAGGGCCGGCCGGAGGGGCGGGGCCAGGAG